AAUCUGGGCGAUCUGUAGCUCUGACCACAAGCACAGUCGCAGCCUCCAGCAGGAGAUGCCAUGACCUUCACCUUCACAGCUCUGCUCUGUCUGGGUGAGACAUGGAUAGGUGGUGGUGAUGCUGUAUUCUGGGGUUGAUGCUGCCCCCACAGUCUAGCACUGGCCCAUCAGGAAACCCUAGUGUCUCCAGAGUUUCUGAAGAAGGAAGGACCUGUUCAAGCUUCAGGGACAAAAUUCUCACAGGGAACUCUCUUCCAGGACUGACUCUGGGCCAUGGGACACCAGUGCUGGCAGGGACCAUCCCUAAGCCUGUCCUCAGAGCACAGCCAGACUCUGUGGUGUCUGUACAGACCGCGGUAACCUUCUCGUGUGAGGGGACCACAGGUGCCCAAGAAUACACUCUCUAUAAAGAUGGAUACAAAUAUUUAAGGCACACAGAGAUUUCACAGAAUCCUAAGAACAAGGCUGAAUUCUCAAUCCCAAGCAUACACCACCAGCACGCGGGGCGAUAUCACUGCCACUAUCGGACUCAUGAUGAAUGGUCAGAAUACAGUGACACCUUGGAGCUGGCCGUUACAGGGGCCUACAGUAAACCCAGUCUGUCAGCCCAGCUCAACCCUAUGGUGACAGAAGGAGGAAAUGUCACCCUCCAGUGUGUCUCAAGGCAACGACAUCACGGGUUCAUUCUGACUAAGGAAGGACCACAGAAGCAAUCCUGGGCACUGGACUCACAGUAUAACUACUCUACUCGGCAGUACCAGGCUCUGUUCAAUCUAGGCCCUGUGACCUCCAGCCAGAGGUGGACAUUCAGAUGCUACAGCUUUAAAAAGUACAGCCCACUGGUGUGGUCAGAACCUAGUGACCCCCUGGAGCUCCUGGUCUCAGGGGACCUUAACAAACCUGCUAUUAAGGUUGAACCAGGCUCUGUGAUCUCCUCAGGAAGCCCCAUGACAAUCUGGUGUCAGGGGUUCAUGAGUGCUGAAAUGUGUGUUCCAAAUAAAGAAGGAAGCCCAAAACCCUGGGAAACACAGUCCCCAGAAAAGCCUGAGAACAAUGCCAAGCUCUCCAUUCCUUCUGUGACACAGCAAUUUGCAGGGAAAUAUCACUGUUAUUGUUACAGCUCAGCUGGCUGGUCAGAGCCCAGUGACUCCCUGGAACUGGUGGUGACAGGAAUCUACAACACUAAACCCCACCUGACAGCAAUGCCCAGCCUUGUGGUGACCUCAGGAGGAAACAUGACUCUCCAGUGUGUCUCAUGGGUGGGAUAUGACAAGUUCAUUCUCACUAAAGGAGAUCAGAGAUUCUCCAGCUCCCUGAACUCUCAGUAUAUACACAGUAUUAGGCAGUACCAAGCCUAUUUCUCUAUAGCUCAUAUGACCCCAGAUAAUACAGGGACAUUCUACUGCUAUGGUUACUACAAGCAAAGCCCACAGCUGUGGUCAGUACCAAGUGAGCCUCUGGAAAUACACAUCUCAGGCAUGUCCAAGAAGCCCUCUCUGCUGACUCACCAAGGUCAUAUCCUGAACCCUGGAAAGAGCCUCACCCUGCAGUGUUGCUCUGAUAUCAACUAUGACAGAUUUGCUCUGUACAAGGUGGGAGAAACAGAAUUCACCCAAGAGUAUGGCCAGAGGACCCAGGCUGGCCUCUCCUUGAUCAACUUCACACUGGGUUCUGUGAGCAGCUCUGUGGGAGCUCAAUACAGAUGCUAUGGUGCACACAACCUCUCCUCUGAGUGGUCAGCCUCCAGUGAUCCCCUGGACAUCAUGAUCACAGAACAGCUUUCUUUCACCCCUUCCCUCUCAGUGAAGCCUAACUCAACAGCACACUCAGGAGACAACGUCACCCUGCUGUGUCAGUCAACAUACAAAGCGGACACUUUCAUUCUUUCCAAGGAGGGAGCAACACACCAACCCCAGCGAAUGAGAUCUAAGUUCCAAGAUUGGGAGUUCCAAGCAGAAUUCUCCAUGAGUGCUGUGACCACUGUGCUCUCAGGCACCUACAGGUGCUAUGGUUCUUGGGACUCAUCUCCGCACCUGCUGUCACAUGGCAGUGCCCCUGUGGAGCUCAUUGUCUCAGGACACGUUAGAGCCUCCAGUUUGCCACCCUCAAGGCCUACACCAACAGUUGCCUCAGAGAACAAGGAUCACACAGUGGAGAAUUUCAUCAGGAUUGGGAUUGCAGUUCUGGUCCUCAUAGUCCUUGGGAUUCUAGUAUUGGAGGCUUGGGUCUGCCAGAGAAAUGCCCACCAUGCAGCUGAGAAGUAAUCAGAAGAGAAAUAAGUACAUCUCUCAAGGUUCCAGAGUCUGGCAAAUAGAUCUUAUGAUCCAACAUUCUCUAAGAAAAUGCAGUUCUUACAUUGAGGAACUGGUAUGAGAGAAUAUCCAGUGAGCCAGUGUGAUUUGGGGGCAGAGGAAUAUGUGAUAUUUUUGUGAUAAGAUACUUCAUUAGCAAAGGGAUUUAUAUCCUUCCAAUUUCUAUGGGAAUUUGCUGAUGAGCCAACUUUUCUCUGGGUCUAUAAAGUAAGGAAAUAUGUUAUCCCAUCUGUAUGGCUUGGGUGCCCAUUUCUGUACAUUUUUCUUUCCCUCCAUCUCAUCUUUAUUUUUCCAUUUUUAUGAACUGCAACAUUCUCUAUAGCAGAAGCCACUAGAAAAAAAGAAGUUGCAUGAAAACAAAAAUGAUGAAUAAAGUCAGAGCCCAGAAUUAAAGUCACUCUGCCUAUGAUGCGUCAAACCGUUCAUUAUGUACAAUCAAACUAUCAGUCUUUAACAUGUAUAUUCUUCAUGGAGUUUCUCUUUAAAUACAAAGCCAAUGUCACCACAGUUGGUGGUAUAAGGACUAUCUGUCAAUGAAUAUGGACAUAACUUUAAAAGUGUUUUCUUAACACAAAGUCCUGAUUAUGGUACUUUAUGACCAUUCUAUAUAACCCCAUAAAACACACCUUCACAACAGCAAUGUAACAUCACAGGUGUGACGUGGGGAGUAUUGCAUGAAACUGAUGCGUUUUUUCAUUCCAUUCUCCAUUGCCUAAUUUUCAUAUAUGCAAAAGAAGUUGACAUGCUUAUCAAUAACCUUCCUAGGAUGGCUUAACAUACAGUGAUUUGUAGUUUCUACAUAGACUAUCAUAUUGUCUUAAGAAAAUGAUAUAUUAUUUAUUUAAUUCUAUCUCACUUUUUGCCUAUACUUGAAAUGCUCUUUUACUUUACAUCUGUUUAUGUACUAGCUAAGUGUUCAAGUACAAAGCAGAAGGUGUGUGAAGAGAGAAGGGUCUGUUACCUUCUUCAGGAUUUAGUGCAAAAUUACUGCUUUCUCGCCAUUCAGUAUGAUGUGAAAUUUGUUGUUUGGGUACAUGAGCUUAUUGUGAUCCUGGAGGUCCUCUGUUCCUAAUUUUCUAUAGUGUCCAUGAUGAAUGGCUGUGGGACAUGAACAAAUGGUAAUUCUUCAGCAAAAAUUAUCUCCAUUACGUGUGUUUUUUAUUGUAAGCUUGUUCCCAACAUCAAUAAAACAUGGUUUGGAUUUUGAAUGGGAUUUACAUGCCUGAAUAAAGUUUCACUUUUUAAGAA
Mesocricetus auratus (golden hamster) is the source of this 3560-nucleotide messenger RNA. Its product is annotated as leukocyte immunoglobulin-like receptor subfamily B member 3. The record is from RefSeq and is a predicted model, not a curated record. Gene Ontology annotation, biological process: cytokine-mediated signaling pathway. The transcript has 9 exons. The coding region runs from base 138 to 2264 and encodes 708 amino acids. Gene Ontology annotation, molecular function: inhibitory MHC class I receptor activity. Lineage: Eukaryota; Metazoa; Chordata; Mammalia; Rodentia; Cricetidae.